UCUAUGCGUGAGGCGACCCGGAGAGAGUCUGCAAUCAUGUUGGUCUAUCAAGAUUUGCUUACCAAUGAUGAGCUUCUCUCAGACUCCUUCCCAUACAAGGAAAUCCAGAAUGGGAUCCUCUGGGAAGUUGAAGGAAAGUGGGUUGUUCAAGGAGCAGUUGAUGUAGACAUUGGUGCAAACCCUUCUGCUGAAGGUGCUGAGGAUGACGAAGACGUUGAUGACCAAGCUGUCAAGGUCGUUGACAUUGUCGACACAUUUAGGCUCCAGGAGCAACCUGCUUUUGACAAGAAGCAGUUUGUUUCAUACAUCAAGAAGUACAUCAAGUUGUUGACGCCGAAGCUGGAGGCAGAAAAGCAAGAGGAGUUUAAGAAGAACAUCGAGGGGGCAACCAAGUUCCUGCUCUCAAAGCUCAGUGACCUCCAAUUUUUCGUGGGGGAGAGCAUGCAUGAUGACAGCACCCUAGUGUUUGCCUACUACAAGGAGGGUGCCACUGAUCCAACUUUCCUGUACUUUGCCCAUGGCUUGAAGGAGGUCAAGUGUUAA
Molecule: messenger RNA, 543 nt
Organism: Ilex paraguariensis (yerba mate)
Lineage: Eukaryota; Viridiplantae; Streptophyta; Magnoliopsida; Aquifoliales; Aquifoliaceae
Source: the annotation of a GenBank genome assembly